Molecule: messenger RNA, 3066 nt
Organism: Exophiala viscosa
Lineage: Eukaryota; Fungi; Ascomycota; Eurotiomycetes; Chaetothyriales; Herpotrichiellaceae
Product: chitin synthase I
Exons: 2
Coding region: 211-2829 (872 amino acids)
Cellular component (GO): cell periphery; cell septum
Molecular function (GO): chitin synthase activity
Source: RefSeq, a predicted model, not a curated record
UUGCUUCAACUCUCGCCAGCCAUGGCCUAUAAUCGGUUGGGCGCAAAUGGUUCGGGACAAUCCUUGCACAGCCUUGAAGGCGAUUGCUGACGUUUGCGCGCAGGCAGCCCUCACCGAGACGGCCCUCUUUCUCCGAUCUCUCACCCUCAUUACGACUCGAGAUCACCCUCACCUGGACGGCCUCUACAGGAAUCGUACCCCAGACAGCCAAUGCAUCUACAGAUGCCUACAGCUUCCAAUGACCGUCUGGCUAUGCAACCGACCUACUCGGUUGAGAACAUAAACAAUUCGCAAGGACACAACCAGCAGUAUGAACAACAAUUUGCCCCUGACGGAGAUAUGGGUUAUGGAAGAAAUGACUACGUUGUGUCUCCGGAAGAUCAUCAUGACGCCUACUACACCCGACCUUACUCCCCUCACCCACCGGGCGACUAUGCGCUCGAUCCAUAUCCCACCCCAGGCGAACCCUACCGAAAUGAAAAUGAUACCGUGCCGAUGAUACAGCCAGACUCUGCCUACGGGCCCAAUCCGUACGCUGCGCCGGCGUCGGACUACGACGGUUAUAAUGAUGAGCCACGUCCAACCCCGUCGCCCGCACCCAUACGAAGAUGGAAGACGGUGAAAGAGGUACAAUUGUUUGAUGGUAAUCUUGUGCUGGACUGCCCGGUGCCGCCGAAACUGUUGGCCAGCGUACCGCAUGCGCAACCACCUGAGAGAGACGAGUUCACACACAUGCGUUAUUCGGCAGCGACCUGUGACCCCAAAGAUUUCUACAAUGAACGAUUUACCCUCCGACAGCGGCUCUUUGCAAAGCCAAGACAGACCGAACUUUUCAUCGUCGUCACCAUGUACAACGAAGACGAAUUUCUGUUCGCUCGAACCAUGACGGGCGUCUUCAAGAAUAUCGAGUUCAUGUGCAACCGUGGCAGCAGCAAGACUUGGGGCAAGGAAGCCUGGAAGAAGAUCGUGGUUUGCAUCGUUAGCGAUGGGCGUGCUAAGAUCAACCCGAGAACAAGGGCUGUCUUAGCAGGUCUCGGAGUAUAUCAAGAUGGUAUCGCCAAGCAACAAGUCAAUGGGAAAGACGUCACAGCUCAUAUUUACGAGUACACGACGCAGGUGGGUCUCGAGAUCAAGGGCACACAAGUCUCAUUGAAGCCUAGAUCUGCUACACCUGUGCAGCUACUGUUUUGUCUCAAAGAGAAGAACCAGAAAAAGAUCAACUCGCAUCGGUGGUUCUUCCAAGCGUUCGGUCGCGUCUUGGAUCCCAACAUCUGUGUCCUCAUCGACGCCGGAACGAAGCCCGGAAAGGAUUCAAUCUAUCAACUGUGGAAAGCUUUCGACUUGGAGCCAAUGUGUGGCGGCGCAUGUGGUGAAAUCAAGGUCAUGUUGGAUCAUGGCAAGAAGCUUUACAAUCCCCUGGUCGCGACGCAAAACUUCGAAUACAAGAUGUCGAAUAUCUUGGAUAAGCCGCUCGAAUCAGCCUUUGGCUUCAUCUCCGUGCUUCCAGGUGCUUUCUCAGCUUAUCGCUAUGUCGCUCUACAGAACGACAAGAAUGGACACGGCCCAUUAGAACGCUACUUCGCGGGAGAGUUUAUGCACGCCGAAGCCGGAGUGUUCACGGCCAAUAUGUACCUCGCCGAAGAUCGUAUCCUUUGUUUCGAACUGGUCAGCAAGCGCAAUUGCCGAUGGAUCCUACAAUACGUCAAAUCCGCCACUGGCGAGACUGAUGUUCCCGACGGUAUUGCCGAGUUUGUGCUACAGAGAAGACGUUGGCUGAACGGUUCCUUUUUUGCCGCGGUGUAUGCUGUUGCACACGUUUACCAGCUCUUCCGGAGUGAUCAUUCUGCCAUUCGCAAAUUCAUGUUCUUAAUCGAGUUUACUUAUCAGACCAUCAACAUGGUCUUCGCUUGGUUCGCUAUUGGCAACUUCUUCUUGGUCUUUCGACUUCUCACCGCAUCAUUGGGCGGUUCAGGGCCCCUUGGAACUGCAGGCACAAUCCUUGGGGUGGUAUUCGAGUUCAUUUAUUUGGGUACCCUCCUAUACUGUUUCAUCCUGUCCAUGGGCAAUCGACCUACGGGCGCAAAGAAGUCCUACUUGAUGAUGGUCAUCUUCUGGUCCAUCCUCAUGUGUUGGUUGACCUUUGCCUCGAUCUUCCUUACUGUCAGAUCCAUCGAGACCGAGGUCGAAGAAAAGGACUUUAGCAUCUCGACCAUCUUCAAUAAUAGCACGUUUUUCGGCCUUAUCGUGUCGCUGGCAAGCACAUAUGUGCUGUGGUUUGUGGCAAGCUUUUUGUUUUUCGACCCUUGGCAUAUGUUUACAUGCUUUAUUCAGUACAUCGUGCUGACUCCGACCUACAUCAAUGUCCUCAAUAUCUAUGCCUUUUGCAACACUCACGAUAUCACUUGGGGAACCAAGGGAGAUGACAAAGCUGAGAAACUGCAGAGUGUGAACGUCAAGGCAGAUGGAAAGGUCGAGGUCAUGAUUCCCCAGGAUGACGGUGAUCUCAAUGCCCAGUACGAUACAGAACUGAAGGUGUUCUCUCAAAAAGCUGUCAAAGAGGUCAAGCCACCAAAUCCGGCCGAAAAGCAAGAAGACUAUUACAAAUCUUUCCGCAGCAAUGUGGUUACUGCGUGGAUGAUUACCAAUUUUAUCUUAGUGGCGGCAGUCUUGAACACUGCCGGCUUUGAUAGGAUCAAUGUCAAGGACACCGAGCAGCAAAACUCCACUAUCUAUCUGGCCGUCAUCCUCUGGUCGGUGGCCGGGUUGUCCCUGUUCAGGUUCGUUGGUGCAUGUUGGUUCUUGGUCGUAAGAAUAUUCCGCGGUGUAUGAUAGUCCUACAAGCAGAAUGACUGAUGAGUAAUGAAAAUGCUUUUGCACAAAAUGGACGAUCCAUAGUCCUGGCGUUUUUGAGCUCCGACACAGAAUGCUGUAUAUCGUUGGCAAGAGCGUUUUGAAUGGCGUCAUACCCUUGUUGAUGUAACAAAAAGGUCGUGAGCUAGUUUUGAUGAUUUGGAAACACUUGGCUCUCGCUUCAGGGCAAAAAGCAGUCUAUGUAUAAACACAACA